Molecule: messenger RNA, 1004 nt
Organism: Phragmites australis (common reed)
Lineage: Eukaryota; Viridiplantae; Streptophyta; Magnoliopsida; Poales; Poaceae
Product: RING-H2 finger protein ATL74-like
Exons: 1
Coding region: 215-781 (188 amino acids)
Source: RefSeq, a predicted model, not a curated record
CAAGCGUGCGCCACCGCCCCUCGUGUCCCUAUCCCUUCAACAACUUAGCGCGAGGCAGCAGCCUGGGGACGUCCUUUACAAGUACACUCGCGCAACAGCCCCGGAACGUGCACCGCGAUCGCGCCUCUCAUUUGCUUGCCACGCACGGGGGCUAGGAGCAUCGGGUGAGUGUGAUAGUGCAAGCAGAGCGUGCGUGCGGCGCGAGCUAAGAGUCAUGGGGCAUCGGGAUUCGGAGGCGCCGGCGGCGAGCGCGGCCGCAGCGGGGCGGGUCGUGAACGUUACUGGUGACGGUGGCGCGGCGCCGGGGGACGAGGCGACCUUCGACACGAACAUGGUGAUCAUCCUGGCGGCGCUGUUCUUCGGGCUGCUGUUCGCCAUCGUGCUCAACUCGCUGGCGCGGUGCGCGCUCCGGUGCGGGGGCCGGGGCGCGGCUGGCGGCGCCGAGGGGGCGUCCUCAGGCGGCGCAUCCUGCGUCGGCAGCGUCAGGAAGCGCGCGCUGAGGAGCAUCCCCGUGGAGGUGUACGGUAGAGGGGAGGAAGACUCCGAGGAGGACGUGUGCGCCAUCUGCCUCGGCGAGUUCGCGGAUGGCGAGAAGGUGCGCGUGCUGCCGCGGUGCGGGCACAGGUUCCACGUCCGAUGCGUGGACGUCUGGCUGGUCUCGCGCGGCUCGUGCCCGACGUGCCGCCGACCCGUGAUGGGCGGCGCGCCCGCGAAGGGCGGCGGCAGCGUGGGACGAAGCCGGCGGCCGGAUAGCGACACCAUCGCCGUGGUCAUCGUGUGAAAGCAGCCGAGCAAUCGAAGCCGGCCUAAUGGCGGAACGCACACAAGCAAAAAACAAAGCAAGGUAGAGUAUAGUUCUGACCCGGUGGAUAAGCUCGUGUAAAAUAUCUCUGUAAAAUAUCUUCCUCGUCAUGUAGUCUCUUCGAUCGGAUAUUAUCCGGCGACGGUCGGGCCACUUGCACGUCAGGUGUCGCUACUUGCUAUAGCUACCGUCGCAGCAUCUA